Porites lobata is the source of this 3053-nucleotide messenger RNA. Lineage: Eukaryota; Metazoa; Cnidaria; Anthozoa; Scleractinia; Poritidae. The record is from the annotation of a GenBank genome assembly.
AUGGCGGCCGUCUCGGAAAGGGUCUCUGAACCGAUGACCGCAGAUCAUUCACAGCACCGCCAACAACUUACCGAUCGUCUUGAGAUCCUGAGAAACAACGAACGUUUCUGUGAUGUGAUAGUCGAAGUAAAAGGCAAAGGGUUCAAAGCUCACAAAGCUGUUCUAGCUGCAUCAAGCCCGUUCUUUCUUACACUUUUAGAAAGUAACAUGAGAGAAAGCAACGAACAUUUGAUCAAGAUAGAACUUGAGGAAGCAACUGCGUCUAUCAUGGAAGACGUGUUAAAGUACGUUUACACUGGAAAUGUUUCAGUCACUGAGGAAAGUGCUCACAAUCUGAUUGCAACGGCCGAUUACCUUUUUUUACCAGGCUUAAAAUCGUUGGCGUGUGAUUUCUUAAAAGGGAUCUUGGCAACAGAGAACUGUGUUUUUAACUAUUACUUUGCUGAAAGAUAUCAGUGCGUGAAUCUGAAGGAGGAAUGCCGAGAGCUCAUAAAAUCAAAUUUCAGUGCAGUUAUGGAAACAGAUGAUUUCCUAAACCUUGAUGCAAAGCAAGUCUUGGAGUGGGUGUCUAGUGAUGACAUCACUGUCAGCGCGGAGGAAGAAGUUUUCAGGGGAAUCGUGAAGUGGGUACAUCGAAGCAAAAGUGAAAGAGAAAAAAAAUUUUCAGAUUUGUUGCAACACGUCCGUCUUAGUUCUUUGGACCACAAUUUUCUGUUCAAUAAACUUGUGAAGGAAGAACUUAUAACAUCUAACAAAGACUGUCUAAACUUUGUUUUUGGUUCAUUGGAGUCCAUUUUCAGCCCAUCUCUUCAAAGAAGUAUCAAAUCUAGGGCAUGUCUGCAAACACAGAUAAGUGGAAUUUUUGUUUGUGGUGGGAGAAAAGCCUUGUGUUACCUUCCCCAUGAAAAUAUUUGGUAUCAGUUACCAAACAUGUUAAUAGAACAUCAAAAUCAUGCUGCUAUGCAGUACAUGGAUAAAGUUUAUGUAUUUAGUACAUGUAAACCGAGUGUUGCAGAUUUUUACAUGCCUUCAACCAACACUUGGGGUGCAUUUCAAGUACAGUGUGCAUGGCAUGUCAAGAAAUUUUGUAGCCUAUAUAUGUCACACAAAAAUAUGACUAAUUUGUAUGCGGUUGUAGAGGAAUACUUUUCUAGGAGUAAGAUUUUACUAUAUGAUCCUGUGAAAAGCGAGUGGAAAGUCACAGCUAUUACACCUGAUAAAGUCCAUCGGUGUGGAUCCUUUGGUGUGGCUGACAGUUAUCACCUUUAUUUAAUAGGUGGAUGUGAAAAUUACUAUUCUGGGUCAAGUACAGUUCUAAGGAUUGAUACACAUGUAGAAGAAGGCAACUGUGAAGAGGUUGCACCCAUGAAUGAGGGAAGGUAUGAUGCUUUUGGAACAGCCAUGAAUGGUAAAAUCUAUGUAGCGGGUGGAAAGCAGAAUUCUUUAGUGCUAAACACUUGUGAGAUGUAUGAUCCAGCAACGAAUGAGUGGCAUAUGAUGCCAAGUCUUAAUGUACCACGUCACUCUUCAAGCAUGGUCUUCUUUCAAGGAUCUUUGUUUGUCAUUGGUGGAGUUAACAGUCAUUCAAGGGAGUUGUCAGUGGAAAUGUUUGACUCCAGUGCAAAUAAAUGGAUGAGGAAAUCAACCAUACCCAUAAAAAAUGAAAAUGGAGAGGAAAAAAAGAAAAACUGGCAUUACAAAGCUUGUUCUGCAACAGUGCAUAAAGAUGUACUGGAGAAUCAGGAGAAGAUUUCAUGACUUAAUGGCAUUCAAUGAAGUUCUAUAGAUUGUCAAUUUAAGAAUAAUUUAAAGCUGUUUUUUCUGUCUCCGGUUACCUCUGGUGGCUUAAAGAGAAAAACUAGCUAAUGACCACUUGAAGAGAUUUUACUCCAUUACCAGUGCCCAACCAAAAAUUACCAAUACCUGUUAUUGCACUUGGUGAUUAAUCCCUUGAAUACGGACUGUAAGUCAGGCUGUAAUCUUCCUACUUGUACAGUGAACCUUACUUUUAUCUUUCUUAAACCAAACAGGCCCCAAAACAUUGACCUCAACACAUUAGCCACCAGGCCACAACCUGCCAAAAUCAUGGACAGAACUCUUAAUGAAAAUGCAUACUUGGAGAGCAUUUUCCUAUCAUCGUAGCCAUAGCAAUUCUUUCCUCGCCCUCCCCCUGGAAUUGAAGCAGUGAAUAAAAAAAAAAGCCUCAACUCCGGGCAUAAAGGAAGCAUUGGUGACCUGGGGGAGGGGGUUUCCUCUGGGUAAAGCUGGGUAAAGUUUUGUUGUAUAAGGUAGUGCGCAUUCACGAAAAAACAUUCUCAAGUAGUUCUGCCUGGGAUUGUAGCUUGGAUGCCAAUGCCUCUUAUUUCCUUUGUUAGUCAAGCCACUUUUCUUUGAGCAACAAUGAAAAAAAGAGAAGUCUACAUGCAGGCUUGACCUCAUUCCAAAGAUCUCUCUUCCUCAGGAAGAACAGAGACCCUGUGAACCAGAUUGCAUUGGCUCAUUUGGCUGCUAAAGGUGAAGCCUGAGUUGUUAAAGUCAUAAUUUACCUCAAACAACUUACGUUUACCACAGUAAAGUGAAAGAAGACUGUAAAAGCUUGGUAAAGUCCAACUGUGAAAUAGUGACAAAAUCCUUGUUCUGGGCUCUCACAUGUGCACCAGGAUUUGAGUACUUGCAAUGAUUGGCCUGUUAAAAAUUCCCAAAGCUCCCUUUCCCUUACCUUUCAAACGCCUGCCACGCAGGCUAUAAUUGAUUAACCAGCCAAGUUGGAGGGAAAUUCAAGAUGCAUUUCCAGCAAUUGUUGAGUCCAUUGGGGGCCGAGAAAAAGGAUAUUGGCACUGCUUCACAGAUGUCAUUAACUAGGUUAGAUUACAUCCCUGUUUAGGCAAGGCAAAGUACUUGAGAGCUAAGGCUGCUACUUUCACCAUUGAAAGAUUAAUUAGAAUACCAAUUCAUAAUACUGAACUCUUUGAAAAUUAUUUUAAUAAAAUAGUUCUAAGUGUUUAAAAACUGAAACUGGUGUUAUCAUGGUCAUGUUAUCAUAUUUGCCCGCA